This is a messenger RNA of Capsaspora owczarzaki ATCC 30864, 13212 nucleotides long. RefSeq lists its product as hypothetical. Gene Ontology annotation, molecular function: protein binding. The record is from RefSeq and is a predicted model, not a curated record. The transcript has 2 exons. NCBI's taxonomy places the organism in Eukaryota, Filasterea, Ministeriida, Capsasporidae. Bases 1 to 13146 code for a protein of 4381 amino acids.
AUGGACGCGAGCUCGCGACUGCCACACGCGUGGGCAGCGCCUCCUGCGUUCUCAACGACGCGCGCGUCCUCAGAUGCAGAGACAACGCGCCUCGCCGUCUGGCAGUUUGUCGCAGACACGACCGACAUCUGCUUUGCAGUCCAUGCCCGACAAUCGCAGCAACAGCAACAGCAGCAGCAGCAGCAGCAGCAGCAGCAGCAGCAGCAGCCGGUCUCGUCGUCGUCGACCACCAUCGCUCCAUCGUCGUCUGUGCCGUCUGCUUACAGGGCAGGCGUCGUCGUGCCGCUCGCCGAUUGGGACGGCAGCAGCAGCAGUAGCAGCAGCGAUGGAAUGGUGGCUUUGGCGGCUGCGAUUUCAGCUCAGUCUCACCAUCACCAGCACGACAGCACCACAUCAUCAUCAUUAUCAUCAUCAUCAUUGGCACCAGAGUUUGGCCACCCUGCCAUGGACGGCGCGGAGGGGAACGGACCAACCGCAGGGUCGUCUUCCUCGUCCUAUGCCCGACGCAGCGACAUUCAGGCGCUCCAGCCACUGCUGCACUACACCUUGGGCGUCUCACACAGCGGCCGCGGACUCGCUCUCCUGCUCGAGAUUGAGCGUCUCACACGCGAGGCACGGAAUUGCCGGCACCUCCAAGGAUUGCCUGUGCUGCUCAUGGCACUGAUGGAAGUCACCUCAAACUGGCCUGCCUCGGAAGACUUGGCCGCGCCGGCUGCCACUCCUACGGGCAGGGAUGGCGCAUCGGACCGGCGGGACGUCCAUGACCCGCUUCAUCCAACGACGACAACCACUGCCGCCGCUGCCCUCCUCACACCGCUCGGUGUAGACUUUCCGACCUUACCAGUCAUCUCGUACGAUCACCGCAGCUCCGAGUCGUACCUUCCCCGGGGACUGGCAAAGCUGAUUCCGGCGGAACUCGAAACGCGACCGCAUCUGCUCCACUCCCCCACCAGUCUUUCACUGUUGUACGCACAGAUUCUGGGCAAUCUCGCCAUCUCGGGCGCCGACACGUGCCGUGAGAUUCUUGCUUCGGGUCGACUCGUCCAUCUGCUCUAUGCGGUCGGCCUUGGUGGUCGGCGGUUGUUCACCUCAGCAUUCACCUCGCCAACGUCAUCUCGAUCACCAGGGCCAUCUGAAUCUGAUGGUGCCACCUCAGCUGCUGCUUCCGCCACUUCUCGCAUCCAGCCAAAUCUAGUUCACGCGCCUAGCCCAGCACUGCUGCCGCAAGAGGUCCUCUAUCUCACCUGGUUGCGAUGCAACUUGCGGCUGUGCUGCACCCUCGCCGAUUCCAUGUCAACAACGCUCGAAGACCUGCAGGUGCUGUUUGAGAGUGGCCUGCUGGCCUUUUUGCUUCGGCUUCUGACCGACUCGGGCACCAUGCACCCGACGCUUGCCCUGGAGGCCUGUGAAGCAGUCAUGUUUGUCAUUCAAGGGUCCUUCCUCUUGUCGCCCGUCCUCCUGAAUGAGUUUUCAGCCGGAGGUGGCUAUGCGACGCUGCGACACAUUCUGUUUCAGGUCGAUGUGCACGGCUCUGAGCAAAAUGUCGCAGAGCUCAUCGAGCACAUGCUCCGCUUUGUCACGGUCGGCACCUUCAUUCAUGUCGAGUCCUCGCUCAUUCCGGCCUCGCGCUCGCGGCUUGGCAUUGAGGUUUGCAAUGUCGAGACAGUCAAGGUGUUGUUGGCGCUGUACGACUCGAGCCCGUACCUCAGCACGCAGCGCAAGGUCAUCCAAGCCAUCCACGCGCUUCUGGCGGAAAACUCGCUCAACUUUGCUCGCUUGCACUCCACCCACAUGGUUUCGCAUCUACUGAGCCGAUUCCACGAAAGGCACGAGACAGUCCAAUCCGGCACCCUCCAUCUGCUAUCGAUGCUCCUGGCCGAUGGCUACAGACUCAGCGAAGAACUGCGCGAGUAUUGCAGCCUUCUGGUCGGCCCCUCGCCACACGCAGUUCUGCUCGUGGCUCGGCACAUGCUCACCGAAAUGCGACGCUCGGAGCGAUUUCGCGAUUCCCUGCGAGACGCAGCCGCAAUUCCCAUUCUCUCCCAGUUUCUCUGUGCGCCGGCGGAAUUGGCGUUCGGAUCGGAGCUCGGCAAUGCGCGCGAGCUCGAGCUAACCAUCCAGCUUCUCAAAGCACCGCUGCUGCCAAUCACUGGCGAGCACCCGUCCAAUCGCUCGCCCGACCCCUCGAUUUGGAGCGAGGCACGCCGCGCCGCCAUCAUCUCUGCCUCUCCCUUGCGCGCCACCGAUUCCGCUUCGGUCCAAUCCCUCGUCUUGCACGGGAUUACGCUCCAAGUAUUGUACACGAUUCGGGCGCUUAUUACCGAAAAUACGCACAACCAGUCCGAGUUUCACCAAUUGAACGGCUUGUCGCGUCUCUACCAGCUGUUGCCCAAUCCGCUGCUUCGACGCGCCGUUCUUUCCGUCAUUGAGGUGCUAGGGGUCACUCAAUUUGCUGUUCCAUGGAAUAUCAUCCCAGACCUUUGGUCUGUGUUCCGAGGCGCAAGUCAUCGUCCCAGCGACUUUGUGUCCAACGCAAACGUCGACAUGCUCGGUGCCAUUCUCGAAUCACUUAGCCGCAUCAUGGCGCGGAACGAGCCGGCCAAGCAGCCGUUUGUCGUGUCUGCCGCCGCUUACGAAUGGGCAGUCCAAGUUGUUUCGACGAUGGGGCAGGUGCUGUCAUCAGCCGGCAAUGAUACGUCCCAGACGAGCAGCAGCAGCAGCAGCAGCAGCAGCAGCAGCGCACCGUCUGCUGCCACUUCUUCCAACGGAACGGAUUGCUUGCAGCACGCGCGACUGCUCCAUGCCGUCUUUGUGCUGCUCCGACGACUAUUGCAGACGAUUGCAGUCUCCAUGAGCCACUCGGCGCACAAUCAGACCUAUUUUCGCGAACGAGUCCGCUUUUCCUCCCUGUUUGAGCCACUGGCGGCCACGGGAUUGAUCAACUCGUGCUACGGCAUGGACCUCGUCGACACUCUGCUUGAGCUUGCCGUGCUGCACCCGUGGCCGGCGUCGUGCGCGCGACACCCGUCGCCUCAAGUGCCUCCAUACCUUCUUCCCAACAGUGGCAUUCUUGCUCCGCGAACGACGCUCUCCUUGAUUGGCAAUGGGCGAAUUGCCCACGCGUCGCGCAGUCUCCAAGACAAGUGCGGGCACUGUCAGGCAUCCAUGCUCGUUCAAAACGCCGAGGCGAUCGAGUUGCUCGUGCUGUUGUUAACCCACGCAGACCGCGAUCAUCGCGUUCGCUUCCCUGUGUCGGCGACCGAACCCGCCCCGGAUCACCACUAUUACGCGGCAUACCAGCGCACCUUGUCUGCAGAUCUAUUUGCGUCCACCCUCACUCCACCCACUCAGCAUGGCGCGAACGUGGAUACGCCAACAACCCAAGCUGGCAGUGCCAGUAGCAGCACCCCUCUCGUCGGGAGCUCUGAUGACGAGCUGGACAUUGGAAAUGUGGACGACACGUGCGUCUACGCUUGGACUGCCAUUAUUUUGGUCAUUCGCUCCAACAUUGCGAAUCGCGCCACGCUCUGCGCCUAUGGCAUCAUUCCUGUCAUUAUCGAUCUGCUGGGACCAGUUCUGCUCAACGACCUCAUUCGCAUUCAACUCUUGGUUCUCGAGGUCAUCUGCCUGCUGGCUCGCUACUCAAUGUCAAAGCUCGCCUUGCGCAAGUUCCUCGAGCUUUUGCGCCAUCCUCGCUACCCACAGUCGCUAACCGACACGCUGUGCAGCAUUGCCAAACGCGACCGCCCCGCACCUGCCCACUACAUUGACUUUCAGCACACCCAGCGCGACCGCACUGCGGCCCUCAACUUUACGCUGCGUGAAGGAACGCUGUUCAGCUCGUCAUCGAAAGGCUUUUGCGCGUCCUUGUGGUUGCGCGUGGUGUCGUACACGCUGCCCGUUGACUUUGCCAACGUCAAGUCCGCGCCCGUGCUCUUUGUCUCGCGAAUGCAGCAACAGGCGUCCUCUGCACUCCCUUCCCCCGGCUUGGUGCAGUCUGGAGGGUUUGCGCCAACAACGGAUGCACCCGGGCCCUCCGUCUCCAAUGCAGACUGGCGGCAAGGCACUGAGGUGCUCACCGAGGGCGCCGUGCAUGUCAUGUCCAUGACGACUCCUGUGGGCCACAUUUCCAUGCUCAUCGAAGCCGGAGGACACUUUAUGCUCAAGAACAGCGCUGGCGAUGUCGCCACCUUCCACGAAGCCACCAUUUCCCUCGGAAAGUGGCACCACAUUGCCGUGUCGCAUGCCCGUCGCUCUGGGCGGAAGGAUAAGAACGGCAAGGUCUUGCUGUGGGUGGACGGCACCUUUGCUGGAGAAGCUCGCUUCCCAUAUUUGGCCACCUCCAAUGUGCCGUUUGCGCCGCACAUUACCUUCAAUGUCAGCCAGACGGUGGCGCCGUCUUCCAGCGACCAUCACGCUCCUCCCUCCUCCGGGUCUGCUGCAACAGCCGCGUCGAGCGGUCCACGGGAUGUUUGUGCACUGACCGGCGAUGUGCCAAUCCACUCCUGGCAGUUGGGCCAUGUCCUGGUUUUGGAGGACCAUCUGUUCCAGGCCGCCGAAGUCUGGUCACUGUUUGUUCUGGGUCCCAAUUACAGCGGCAGCUUUGUAGCAGAUCCUGCGUCGUUUUUUACCCACGAGCUCAUCAAUGAGCAGAAUAUUCGUGCGCGAACGCUCCCAGAGUUGACCCUGCAAACCUCUUCCAGUUUGCUUCACAUUCAAGAGCGCAUUGCCUUCAUGUACUUGCCUCGUGGCUCGUACGUCAUUCAAACAGUGAGCGCACCCACCUCGAAUCUCACCGUGGCUGUCGCGCAAGUGGCGGCAGCAACCGCCGCUGCCACAACGACCACCAGCGGAGCAGCUGCUCUUGAAGGCUUGGACGGCGCAAUUGCGGCUGCUGCCUCAGGAGCCACCGUGCCCACAACCAUUAUUGGAGCUAGCUCUGCGUUGCAGCAGAUUGUCUCUGCCUCUGGUGGGGCGGCUGUCGCUGGAGACGGUACAAUGACGGCCGCUGCCACAGCCUCCUCGCUUGGAAUUGCUGCUGCCCUUUCCAGCGUGGCGGCUGCGUCGCUGACAACCACCGUGGCUACGCUGGCCACAGGGCAGCUGCCAAAUGCAGUUCCUUCUCGAUCGAGUGGCGGCGUCGCCGCGGCUGAUGUCACAACUCCGGCCACCAUGGUUGCUGCUACGGCCGGCUCGAUGCCAGCAUCGCUUGCCAACGAUGGCGAUCGUUUGCUUGUCCCCGUCGCCGUGCGAGUUCUACCUCCUGCUGUCGUGUGCACUCGGCGCGAUCUCAAGGAGGCUGUCUUUGACGUGGGCGGCGUCAGCAUUUUCAUUCAUCUUCUUGCCAAAGCGCCUCCCGUGGAGGCUCUCCAGUGCAGUGCAAUGCGUGUCCUGUUCGCCUUGCUCGAACAUCAUCCACAAAACCGCGCCCAGAUGGACAAGCUGAGUGGCUACCAGCUGCUCGGCAAGUUUAUGCGCACCACGCGCUGCCAGCUGGGCCUGGAGAUGCUUCGCGUGACAUUUGAUGCAGUUUGCACUGGGCUUGCGCACCAGUCGGGCGAGUACGACCAACAUCCGUCUCCUACCGCGUCGCCCGCGCCGUACUCUGCGCUUCGGCCAGGUUUGGAGCCACGCUUGCGCGCGGAACCUGCCAGUCAAGUGCCAUUCAACACAUUGCCAAUCGGAAUUGUCAAAAACCCGCAAGCUCUUGCCCACAUGCUGCUCGACUGGCGAAUCUGGCAUCGUGCUCCAAUCCUCGUCCAGGAGACGCUCGCCCGUCGCUUGGCUGAUCUCGUUUCGGCUGAUAACCUGUUCCGCGAGUUUAAUCUCUUGCAGUUUCGCAGCGCGAAUGCCCUCGAGCGCUUGCUCGCCUUGUUUCAUGACUUUGAUCGUCUGCCCAGCGGCGUCGCCAGCGCGCUCGUCGAGAUGCUUGCCAGCAUCAUGCCUGCGCCCUCGCGGGAAGCGAACGAGUUUCAAGACAUUUUGGGCUUUUUGGUGGCCUCUCACCCGACAGCAGAAUCGGUCACGGCCGCCUCCUCUGGCCCGACCCUGUCGGUCUCGUCCUCCGCCUCAGCCGCCGGCACCAGCAGUAGCAAUACCAGUUCCACCGUGGGUGGCGCUGCAACGGCCAACCCUGCGGCGACGCUGAAUGCUCCACAGCCCGCCGCUCCUGUUCGCAGCGGCAGUGCGUCCGCAGCAUCAUCAGCGUCAUAUCUUGCCUCACGCAGGUCUGCGGCAAUGGCUGCAGCCGCUUCCAGCAGCAGCGAGGUCGCAGCUUCAACCACUUCCCCUGCUGCUCCUGUUCCUGAAUCUGGAGCAACACCCACGCUGAGCUCGACACGCUCGACAAGCCCGCGGCCAACCAAUCGCCGGCGGCUGCUUUCAUCGCCUGUGCGUGCUGGAGCGCCAAUCCCAGAGAUUGCGUUCGGUGCAGCUACGACAAGUUUGGCCACAACGUCGCUGUCUCCGUCUACUUCUGCCAGCUCGCUCUCUCAGUCAAACUCGAGCGAGUCUUUGGCGUCUGUUGGCGCCUCCCCGGCUUCACCCCACCUGUACCCCACCGUCCGACAGGAUAGCUCCGUCCAGGCGUUCAUGCUACCGCACACCGCUUCCAUUGAAGUGCUGCACGACAAGCAAGAUGUGGCAAUGGCUUCCGCGCGUGUCGGGACUCUUGACAUGCUGCUUUCCAUGCUUGUUCGAAAGUCCGACGCGGUGGUGGAGCAGUUUGCCAAUCAGUUCAAGCUCGAUGUGCUUCUCGCCUUGCUCAACCACGAAUCCAUUGAAACGCGAAUUGCGCUGCUGAAAAUUUUGCACUUACUCUUGCGGCGAGGGGGCGUGCCACUACGAUCCCGUUUCCUCCGCAUGAAUGGUUCCCACCUGCUGGCCAACCAGCUCAAGCACCACGAUGUGAACGAUCAGCUCUUUGCAGUCCUGUUUACCAUGUUGCUUGGUCCGGCUGGGCUGUACCAGUCGCGAUUCAUGUCUUCCAACAACUCUCAGCCUGCCUCGGCUCCCGCCGUUUUGCCCGGUGCAGGUCUUCCCUUGAGCUUUCACCGCGGUCACGUCGACAGCGCGUCGUUCGAUGACUCACAGCUGGCCGAUGCUGGCUUGGGACGAGAGGACGAUCUGUCAUCGAGCGCCCCUGCAACCCCGCCGCCCGAUUCCUCCUCAUCGACGUUCUCGACCAUGUUUGGUCUUGCCUCGCCUGGAGUUUGGACACACCCACAACCUGUGCAUCAGUUCCCUCAGGCACCUCGAUACCACGGUGGUGCCGCGGGGAAUGAGCGUGCGCUGAACAUGUCAUCCACUGCAUCCCUCGCUUCGGGCACGUCCGCUGGUUUCACACCCAACAUGGCACCGUCCGCAACUCCCUCCUUGCUGUCCGCCGCAGGAACCAUCACUUCUACCUCGACCAACACCAAUUCUUCGGGUAGUAUCACGAGCGGCAGUGCUUACGGCGGCAGCCAAUCCCACACCAAAGAGCUGCAGCAGAACUCGCAGCCGCUCAUGCUGGGUGUCCUGCUUUCUCUGAUUGAGAACGCAGUGGGCGCUCCCACCCUCUGGCGUAGCGUCUUGCUGAGCUUGCGCGAUCUAUUUGUCGAGCGAACCGACUUGCAGCGCCAGAUGCUUGAACAGGGCUUGAUCGAGACGCUGGCCGGCCUCCUCGAAACUGUCGUCUCGGGCAUGCACGCGCACACCAUGAUGCUGCUCAUCCAGCAACAUAUUCACGCACACGCCGAUGGCGAGACGGAAGAUGCGGCGUUGCCGUCGUCUGCGAGAUUUUCCCCCAUUCUCGAAGACGACAAGGAGGCACCUACCUCCGUCCUGGACACCAGCGCAGAGGCAGCAAUCGGCACAGUCAGUGACUCACAGUCCAUGACUUACGAGUUCCCACAACCAUCGGUUCCGCCGUUGAUUGUCGAGACGAGUUUGGUGAAUGACGCCCACAUGUUGGACGUGUGCUUUAGCAUUUCCGGGGCCGAGCAGCCGUUGGUGCGCUUGACCUUUGGCCCUGUUGCGUCUGCCCAGCUGCCAGCCGUUGUGGGCGAAGGCGUGACGGCAACGCCAAAGUCCGUAGCCCCGGCCCGAGCUGCUUCGCAGCCAUCGUUCGUCCCAGGGCGGGCGUCCUUUGCGCGGGCGACCUCCAUGACGACGAGUAGCUCAGGCUCAACCUCUUCCAUCCCGGCUGUCGUGACGGCCAUUCCUGAGGCGACUGGCGUUGCCAUGAUGUGCGAUGUCGUCGACUUUUUCAGAGCCAUUGUCGCCGCCGCCUGCCGCAACGUCGAUCAAUUUCCUCUUUUAGACGAGGUGCUGAUUGCCAUUUCCAAGCUGCAGCGUCCUACUCCCAAUGCUUCGUCCUCCACGAGUGCGCCUCAAGUCUACUUUACGACGGGGUUGACGCUCGUUCAAGUGCAGUCGCUCAAACGCACCAUCCUUCAGGAGACGGUGGACUUUUUCUAUCACAACGUGAGCUCUGACGACUUUGGUCGUCACGACCACUUGAUUACCAAUUUCGUGUCUGUUUGUGCGCUGGCGGUAGAUCACAUUCUCUACGGCGAAACCGCCAUCGCGCAGACUGCUGCCCAGACUGCUGCUGUCCCUCCCAGCGCGGUUGCUGGAACGCCCUUCUCUGGUCCAGUUGUCUUCCAAGAGGCCCAGUUUGACUUUAUUCGCGAUGUAUUUGGCAUUAUGAAUGGCAUUUUUGCCACGAGCAACAGUAGUGCUGCCGGCGGCGCCAACCAAGGCAGCGGCGACAACAAAGCGGCCUCUCUGGGCACCGCCAGUCCGUCGGGAUCUGCUUCCAUAGCGACCUUCCUUUCCUCCAUGCGGCCGGGUGGCACACACGCUGCCGAGUUUCUCCCAGUGUUUGCUGCCCAAGUUGCCAUCCAGUCGCAGCUGAGCCGUUUGGUUGUCUUCUUGCUUUCGCCUCAGCAGGUCCAGUCUCAGCGCGAGGCCACAUUGGUCCAACUGCUCGACACCUUUACGACCAUUACAAACUUCCCGUCCGAAGCUCGGCCCGUGCUGCUGAUGAUGUGGCAUCUUCACGACAUUGUCAAGAACGCGAACGACGCGGCGACUCGGGCAGAAAUUGUGGACGCUGCUAGCCGCAUUGCGGCGUCUCUUGCGCAGCAUCGAAAUCUUGUCAAAGAAUGGAUUGAUUGGGGCAAGUCGUCGUUUGCGCCACCGCGCUUCCACGUCGAAUUCCUCCCCAACGGCGAGAAGGAAGUGCGGACUUGGAAAGAGCAGGAAGCGACAACGAUGAUCAACUGGCGCACCGAAAACAUGACUGCCAAGUCGCGCUUUGAGUCGCAGAUACUCAAAGCCAAGCGAACGAGCAGAGCGGAUGCCAUGCAAGUCACCUCCACGGCAUUGGCGCUGCUCGGCGAGCAGCAGAAGGCCGAGCUUGCCCGCCUCAGGCGCAUUAUUGAAACGGAACGCACCCUCCAACGCGUGUGGAAGUCUCUCAUCAAAGAGGUCACUCAAGAGCGGGCCGUGUGGUGUGACUUGCCGGAAACGAUUGUUUGGCAGCUCGACCCGACAGAAGGACCCAACCGCAUGCGUCGCCGUCUCAAGUACUCUUCUCGCCAGAUUGACUACCCGCCGCCUGUACGGUCUGCUGCUGCGGUGUUGUUCCCGCCGGCUUCUGGCAGCAAUGGCGCAGCCUCCGGAGAUGCGGGUGCAGUGGUGUCCAACAGCGCCGCCCAGGCCCAGACCCCCACGGCGCCAAUGACUCUGCUGACUGCUGCACUCGAGUCUACUGUCGACGCCCUAUCGGGCUUGUUCGAAGAGGCCGAUGCACUUGUGAGCACGGGGUUGAGCAAUCUGACGGCGGCCGAUGUUGCGCAAAACCCGCCGCCUGACGAACGCAUUGUGCUCUCGUUCCAAGCCAUGCGCAUUACGCCUUUCAAGCGCUACCACGGCGAUCUGCUUGUCGGGACGGACAAUGUCUUUUUCAUGGAGUCUCCCUCUGGCGCGGCUGCCUUUGACGAAGAUUUGGACGAUGCCCCGAGUGCCGGCGCAAAGUCGCUGCACGUGUAUGACUCGGUGACGAGCCCACCCGUCAAUGCGCAGCCAGUAGGGUUGGAGGCAGCAAGUGCUGGUGCGUUGGGCGACGGCGCUGCUGCCGGCUCUUCCGCGAGUCAACCUCGCCGAAAGCAGGCGACCGUGCGCCAAUUCCGCCCUUGGAAAAACCGCGGAACGCACAUUGUCAGCUUCUUGCUCGAGGACAUUGAGAAAAUCCACAAGCGUCGCUACUUGCUCAAGAACAAUGCGUUGGAAAUCUUCCUGGUCAACGGCAAAACCUUCCUGCUCGCCUUCCAGUCGACCAAGUACCGAAACGAGCUAUUCGAGCGCCUCAUGGCGAUGGACUUGCCACAUUUUGUCAACUACGAAGACGAGGUGGGCGGCAGCCUUUUGCGCAAGUCGAUUCGCGAAAAGUGGUCUUCGGGCCAGAUGAGCAACUUUGAGUACUUGAUGCAUCUCAACACGCUGGCCGGCCGUUCCUUCAACGAUCUCACCCAGUACCCAGUGUUGCCGUUUGUCUUGGCCGAUUACUCGUCUGAUGAGCUCGACCUGACCAACCCCGCCACCUUCCGCGACUUGUCAAAGCCCAUGGGCGCGCAAAACCCAGAACGGUUUAAAAAGUUCCUCGAAAAGUACGAAAGCAUCUCGGAUAUGGGCGACGACCAGCCCUACCAUUACGGCUCGCACUACUCCAACAUUGGUUCGGUGCUGCACUUUCUGGUGCGUCUGGAGCCCUUCACGCAGUACUUUGUUGAAUUCCAAGGCGGCAAAUUUGACAUUCCAGACCGCACCUUCCACUCGAUUGCCCAAACAUGGAAGCUCUCGUCUGCCUUGUCGAGCUCUGACGUCAAGGAGCUCAUUCCUGAAUUCUUUUUCCUUCCCGAAUUCCUCAUCAACAUGAACUCGCUCGAUUUGGGGUUGAAGCAAGACAAUGUGCCCGUCCACCACGUGCAGCUCCCACCGUGGGCAAAAGGUGAUCCACGACGGUUUAUUCUGUUGCAUCGCCAAGCGCUCGAGUCCAAGUACGUGUCCGAGAACCUACACCUGUGGAUUGACCUGAUUUUCGGAAGCAAGCAAACCGGCGAGGCCGCGCGGAAGGCCCACAAUCUCUUCCAUCCCUUGACUUACGAGGGUGCGGUUGACGUUGACAACAUUCAGGAUCGGCUGCAGCGCCAGGCAACCAUCGCCCAGAUUCGCAGCUAUGGACAGACUCCAAAGCGAAUUGUCAACAAGUCCCAUCCGACGCGCACCGUCACGGCGCCGCCACCGCCUCCCCUCUCUGUGGCCGUGGCUCCCACCCCUGCCACCAACGCGAACUUGGCUGCGCCGUCGUUCAGCUCGUCGCCCACCACGGCGUCUAGACACGUGUAUCUCCCUGUCAUGGUUGAGCACACUGGCACCGUCGUCCUUCCGCGCGUGCCGAUGGAGGUCAGCCAGCAUCCCGCAGGAAUUGUCGGGGAUGUGGGAGCGUUUAUGCAACACGACUCUCCCGCGGCGCAGCUUGUUCAGCCUGCACUGACGCGAGCACACCCACACGCAAACAUCCUCCAUUCGAGUGUGGUGCGCCACCGUGCAGCCGCAGGAAUGACCUCGGCUGCAGUGUCUGGCGGCUCGUCGGCGUUCUCCAGCUCCAACACCAACCCCAGCGCGAGGUCAGGCGCAGAAAAGCCGCACCAGCGCAAGAGCUCGUCGAUUGUGGCGGGACAGCAGUUGCCGCCACACAUGUCGGCAUACAUGGUCUCACUGUACGACACCAUCUGGUUUGCCGUCGAUCCGCGCAAUGCGCCUUCCGUAACAUGGGAGCGCACCCUUGGCGAUCCCGUGCAGCAAGUAGAGGCCUACGACGGCAGCUUUACCGCCCUCGGGCCGUGUCGCACGUUGGUGCGUGGCGACAAGUCUCGUCACUACUAUGUCAGCUGGGGCCAUUGGGAUCGAACGCUGCGUGUUUGCUCCCUGGAAAGCCAUCGUGUCGUCUCGAGCGUCGAGCUCUUGCACGACGAUGAGGUCACCUGCUGUGUCGCGCCGCCGGACGGCCGCAUUCUCGUCACUGGCGGCACUUCGAGUGUCCUUGUUGUCUGGAAGGCGGUGCGCGAGACCAGCAAGCGGAUGGACCUGACGCAGCCCGUGUCUCUCCACGGCCAUUCGCAAGCCAUCACCUGUCUGGCCGUGUCGCGUCCUUUUAGCGUGAUUGUCAGUGGCAGUCACGACAGAACUGUGUCUGUUUGGGACUUGAACCGACUGCGCCACGUGCUGUCAUUGCGCGGUCACGAGGGCACCGUCAUUUGCGUGGCGGUCAGUUCGUGCUUGGGCGACAUUGUCACCGUGUGCGAAGGACCGUCAACCACCUCUUCUUCUUCUUCUUCUUCUUCUUCUUCAUCUGGACUGUCCACUGCAGGUCACGGCCACCACCACGCUUCUUCCUUCCUGCCUGGGUCGGCCGCGGUUUCGGCCGCUGCCGCUACAAUGGCCGCAUCCGCGAGCGCUGGUGGUGGUGGUGCGUUUGGUCUUGGCAAGCACCACGCCUCCUUGUCCCCGCACCGCGUCCGCUCCAGCAUGGCCUCGGCAAACCCAGUCUCCAAUUCCGUCGGCAGCGUCAUUCGACUUUGGACGGCGAACGGCACGCUUGCGGCGCUGACCACUUGCACACGCAAAGUUCUGUGCACUGCCCUUUCUUCCGUCACCGAAGGAUCCGUGGUCAACGUCCUUGCUGCGGGACUCGACAAUGGGUACAUCAACCUGUACAGCAUGUGGGAUUUGACGCACACCAUGACGCUCACGCCGCCUGGUGAGCCCCAGCCAGUGCUCAGCCUGAGUUUCUCCAGCGACGCCAGUGAGCUCUACGUCGGCGAUGAAACCGGGCGCGUCAUUUUGUGGACGCGUCCUCACAAGCAUCGGUCUGCGUUCUCUGUUCGCUCGACGUCUGCCACGCCCAGCUUUGUCGUUCAGCAGCAGGUGGCUGCGGCGGCCGCGCAUCAGCUGCUUCAGCAACAGCAGCAGCAGCAACAACAGCAGCAGCAACAACAGCAGCAACAACAACAACAACAACAACAACAACAGCAACAAGAGCAAGAUCAAGAGCAGCAACAACAAGGGCAACAACAACAACAAGAGCAGCAGGACUAACUUUCAUGCGAUUGCAGCCUGACCCACCACCACCACCAUUAGCACCACGUUCCUUUUUGUUUUGUA